Molecule: messenger RNA, 1667 nt
Organism: Andrographis paniculata
Lineage: Eukaryota; Viridiplantae; Streptophyta; Magnoliopsida; Lamiales; Acanthaceae
Product: probable (S)-N-methylcoclaurine 3'-hydroxylase isozyme 2
Exons: 2
Coding region: 26-1534 (502 amino acids)
Molecular function (GO): iron ion binding; monooxygenase activity; heme binding
Source: RefSeq, a predicted model, not a curated record
UCAUACAACCUUAAACAUUGCAUCAAUGGCCGCUAUCCUGUUCUUCAUCUUGGCAUUCAUUUUUCUUCUUCUUCUUAUCAAGCAUUAUUUCCAGGCCCGACAGCGCCUUCCUCCAGGCCCGAACCAAUUCUGGGCCCUGGCAUACAUUCCUCAGCUGAUCUACAACCCCCACAUCGCCCUCCAGGCCCUGUCCAAAAUCUACGGGCCUGUAAUAUCAUUACAGCUCGGCCGGCAGCUCCUGGUGGUGGCGUCGUCGCCGGAGACGGCGAAGGCCUUCUGCAGAACCCACGACAGGGCAUUUUCCGGCAGGCAUUUGCCGGCAGCGUACCGGAAUCUUCCAGGGUCCCUGGACUCGUCCAUCCUGUUGUCGGACUGCGGUCCAGCCUGGAAGCUCCUGAGGUCCCUGGCACAGAGCGCCCUGUUUUCACCCAGGGCCAUGGAAGCCGGCGCUGUAGUGAGGAGGGAGCGGGUCCGGGACCUGGUGGAGAACCUGAAGUCCAGGGAAGGCGCCGCCGUGAAUUUGGAGGACAUGAUGUUUGCCACGCUGGCGAACAUUAUUUCCAGCGGCCUGGUGUCAGCGGACCUGUUCGAUCUCCGGAGGCAGGCCGACAGCGACUACGAGAAGGUGAUGGCUCUGGUGCAUGAGUUGAUUGAGAAGAUGAUCACUUUUGGUUUUGUCGAUUAUUUUCCGGCGCUGAAAUGGAUCGACUUUUGGAGUAAGAGUAGGGCUGAGGAAUUGUACACCGAAAUUAAGGAUAUAUGGGGAGCCAUCAUCGCUGAAAGAAGAUCGGGCAGCCGCCGCUCCGGCGGUGGCGAUAGUGGUGGAGAUUUCCUCGACAUUGUCUUUUCGGACACAGCAUUUUCCGACGAUCAGAUCGCCAAUUCUUUAGUGGAGAUGCUAAUAGCGGCUACAGAUUCAACGACAACAACAACCGUGUGGCUAAUGGUGGAGCUGAUCCGAAACCCGGACAAGCUGACCCGAGUCCGCGCCGAGCUGGCCGUCGCAGCCGACGGAGACGGCGGCCUGAGCGAGUCGGGCGUGUCGGCUUGCAGCUACUUCCAAGCGUGCAUAAAAGAAACUCUGCGGCUGCACGUGCCGGCGCCGCUGCUGGUGCCCCACCGGGCCUUGGAGUCCCGGGAGCUGGAGGGGUACGUGAUCCCGAAAGACAGCAUGGUGGUGGUGAACUCGUGGGCAAUUGCGAGGGAUCCGGACAUCUGGGAGGAUGCCACGUCAUUCAGGCCGGAGAGAUUCCUGGGAAGCGGAUUCGGAGUCGGAGUCGGGUAUAGAGGGACGCAUUGGGAGUAUAUGCCAUUCGGGUCGGGUCUGAGGAUGUGCCCCGGAAUGAGCGUGGCGGUGAAGAACGUGGAGAUGGUGGUGGGAUCGCUGCUGCAUCAUUUCGAGUGGGGGAUGCCGGGCGGGUCGGACCCCGCGGGUAUGGAUAUCCGGGAGAAGUAUUAUACCACUCUCAAGAAGGAGACGCCGUUGCUGCUCGUGCCCACGCUCAGAUACCAUAACAUUAAUUUAAUUAAUUAAUUAAUUAAUCCCUGAGAUUCACAUCUAAUUUUAUGUUGAACUGUGGCGAAUUAUCUUUACAUCUUUGUUUUCUUUAUCCAAUCUUUUCACCAUGUAAUCUUCAGUAAAUAUAUAUAUAUAUAUAAUACUAAUU